UCAUGCUCGUUUCUAGCGGGGACUUAGAAGGCAAGCAUGUGUAACCAGGCGUGUGGGGUCGAGCAUUGUUGGGCUUUUCUUUAUUUUCCUUGCAUGUUUUGCAUGCUAUGCUUUGGUCGACUAUCAAGGACUACACACUCCUUCUUUUUGCUUCUUGGGACGAGCUUUUCAUCUUUGGCUUCCUCACGUUAAAUGACCACUCCUCUUAUUACUUUCUUUUUGCCACCCGUUGUCUCGACGUAAAUAGUCCUAGGCUGAGGAAAGUCUUCUUUCGCUUUCGUUAUUCUUACAUAAAGGACCAUCUCUGACUAAUCUUACAUUUUACGUUCCUUGUUUUCCGUCAAUCUUCGCCAACCUU
Aureobasidium subglaciale EXF-2481 is the source of this 358-nucleotide messenger RNA. RefSeq lists its product as uncharacterized. Bases 108 to 308 code for a protein of 66 amino acids. NCBI's taxonomy places the organism in Eukaryota, Fungi, Ascomycota, Dothideomycetes, Dothideales, Saccotheciaceae. The record is from RefSeq and is a predicted model, not a curated record. The transcript has a single exon.